This is a messenger RNA of Dendrobium catenatum, 1291 nucleotides long. Its product is annotated as B3 domain-containing protein Os06g0194400. The coding region runs from base 162 to 860 and encodes 232 amino acids. The record is from RefSeq and is a predicted model, not a curated record. The transcript is spliced from 7 exons. NCBI's taxonomy places the organism in Eukaryota, Viridiplantae, Streptophyta, Magnoliopsida, Asparagales, Orchidaceae. Gene Ontology annotation, molecular function: DNA binding.
GCCAGGAUCCAUUCUGCCCGACAUCAUCAACGGCGAUAUUUUUUUGCCCUUUUAAAAGAGUGGUGGUUGAAGGGUCCUCGGAGCAACAGAGCCAGCCCUCCCUAGCUGCUUCCGACAUUCCAAUUUGCUUGGCUGCCAUACACGAACAGUGACUGAUAGCGAUGGCGACGGCGACGGCGACGGAGACGGAGACGAUAACUUACGAGGAGGUCCGCCGUAGGAAGCUGGAAGAGAACAAGAAAAAGCUGGAGGAGCUUAAGCUCGGACACCUCACCAUUGCCCUACGUGAAGCUGUUUCACCCAAGACCUCUCCAGCGAAGCCGUUAAAAAGAAAGGCCCAGUCGCUUCCGGGAGAAAUUGUGAUUCGCAGGCGCUCCAGUCGAAUAGCUAAUUUGCCUGAGCAUAGCUAUAAAGAGGAACCUUCUUUUGAGAUUAUAGUAAGGCCUCGCAGAAUAUUUAAGAGAGCGGGUCUGGAAAACCGAGUGUAUGCUUCUGAUGAAGCACGGGACUAUGCAACAGAGAAGGCUGAAGAGCUUCAGUCACAGCUGGAUCCGAAGUAUCCUAGCUUUGUCAAGCCAAUGCUGAUAUCUCAUGUUACGGGAGGCUUUUGGCUGGGGCUUUCUAAGAGUUUUUGCUCCUCUCAUCUGCCCCAUCGUGAUACCUGGUUUACUUUAAUAGAUGAACACGACGAUGAAUCAGAAACUCUUUAUCUAGCUCCAAAGAAUGGUUUAAGUGCUGGUUGGAGGGGCUUUGCUAUAGCUCAUGAGUUGGUCGAUGGAGAUGCUCUAGUAUUCCAUUUAAUAAAAUCUACAGCAUUUAAGGUCUACAUAAUUAGAUGCAGUGGCUACUAUAGCAGUUGAUGCAGCUUCAUCAGCAUCAGGAGCAAUAGUUCUAGCAACCAUUCUCUUCAACUGGUGUUCUUCAGACUUGUUCUACUGCGAGAAGGAAAACUACCGCAAUGUGCAAGGAAACUAUCAUCUUUGGCAAAUGCAUGCAGAAUUAGUAAAAUUUUCCCUUUAUCUUCCUAAUAUAUAGAUGAAUUUCCAUGGUAGGUUUUUGUUUAGAGACUAUAGAAGUACUAGCUGUAUGUGAGAUCAACCACUACUCGUUACCUGAGCUGGAAAAACAUUUGAUCUCAAACCUAACAACUAUAAACCACCAAUCCUGUCUUAUGUUGUAAGAUCUACUGAUGUUUGUCCAACGAUCUUGGAAUGUGUUGCCAAAUUUCUGCAUCGAAUUUUGUCUAUAUUAUUAUUAUUAUUAUUAUUUUGCAUCGGCAAAGAGUUUUUUU